AUGGUCCUCGCCAAUCGUCUCUCUGCAUGGAGCAAGUUGCAACAACAUUACGACCAAGAAGGUCAACACCUUGUCAUGAAGGACAUGUUCAACCAAGAUCCCCAACGCUUUGAAAAGUAUUCGCGUCAGUUUUCAGGCAACAACGCGUCAAUCAUGCUUGAUUUCUCCAAGAACCGUAUCAAUGAUACCACUCUUUCGUUGCUAUUGGAACUUGCCAAGGAAGCCAAGGUUGAGGAGAUGCGUAACAAGAUGUUCAGUGGUGAGCAUAUCAACUUUACCGAGGAUCGUGCUGUAUUGCAUGUCGCUUUGCGUAACUUGAGCGAUAAGCCCAUUUAUGACAAUGGUGAAGAUGUCAUGCCUGAAGUACGUGAAGUGCUCGCACACAUGAAGGAGUUCUCUGAAUCGGUGCGUUCAGGUGCAUGGAAAGGCUAUACCGGCAAAGCUAUCACUGAUGUCGUCAACAUUGGUAUUGGUGGCUCUGACCUGGGUCCUGUUAUGGUUACCGAAGCUCUCAAGCCAUAUAGCAAGGAUGGUCUUCGUGUGCAUUUUGUGUCCAACAUUGAUGGUACUCACUUGGCUGAAGUGAUCAAGCAUGCCAAUCCCGAGACUACUUUGUUCAUUGUGGCCAGCAAGACAUUCACUACGCAAGAGACGAUCACCAAUGCUACCUCUGCUAAGGAUUGGUUCCUUUCAUCAGCAAAGGAUGUUGCACACGUGGCCAAACAUUUUGUGGCACUCUCCACCAACACCCAAGCCGUGAGUGCAUUUGGUAUCGACCCCAAGAACAUGUUCAAGUUUUGGGAUUGGGUUGGUGGUCGUUACUCGCUCUGGUCCGCUAUUGGUCUUUCAAUUGCUAUCUACAUUGGCUUUGACAACUUUGAAGAAUUAUUGCGUGGUGCCCAUGAGAUGGAUCAACACUUUUUGAAUACACCUUUGGAGAACAACAUCCCCGUAUUGCUUGCUGUCCUUGGUGUUUGGUAUAACAACUUUUUUGGUGCCGAGAGUGAAGCCAUUCUUCCAUACGACCAAUACAUGCAUCGAUUCCCUGCUUAUUUCCAACAAGGUGAUAUGGAAUCCAAUGGAAAGUACGUGUCUCGCUCAGGUGAACGAGUGGAAACUUCGACUGGUCCCAUCAUCUGGGGUGAGCCUGGUACCAAUGGUCAACACGCUUUCUAUCAGCUCAUCCAUCAAGGCACCAAAUUGAUCCCUUGCGACUUUUUGGCUCCCGUGGAAACCCACAAUCCCCUUGGCAACCAUCACGACAUUUUGCUUUCCAACUUUUUCGCUCAAACGGAAGCAUUGAUGGUGGGAAAGACUGAAGAACAAGUUCGUGCUGAAAUGGGUCCAAAUGCAGAUGCAAACAUUGUACCCCAUCGUAUCUUUUUGGGUAACAAGCCUACAAACUCGAUCAUGUUCCAGAUCCUCAACCCCGCUACUCUUGGUGCAUUGAUUGCCAUGUACGAACACAAGAUCUUCACUCAAGGUAUCAUUUGGGAUAUCAACUCCUUCGAUCAAUGGGGUGUUGAACUUGGCAAACAACUCGCAAAGGCUAUUCUUCCCGAACUCGGUCAAGCUGGUCAAGUCACCUCUCACGAUGCCUCUACCAAUGGUCUUAUCAAUUAUUACAAGUCUCACAAGAAGAACUAA
Messenger RNA from Lichtheimia ornata, 1647 nucleotides. RefSeq lists its product as uncharacterized. The coding region runs from base 1 to 1647 and encodes 548 amino acids. The record is from RefSeq and is a predicted model, not a curated record. Gene Ontology annotation, cellular component: cytosol. The transcript is spliced from 2 exons. Gene Ontology annotation, molecular function: glucose-6-phosphate isomerase activity; monosaccharide binding; carbohydrate derivative binding. NCBI's taxonomy places the organism in Eukaryota, Fungi, Mucoromycota, Mucoromycetes, Mucorales, Lichtheimiaceae. Gene Ontology annotation, biological process: gluconeogenesis; glucose 6-phosphate metabolic process; glycolytic process.